AUAUAUAUAUAUUUUAUGGUAACUUUCCCUCAAGAUAAAUGUAUAUGGGUGAAAUUGAAGACGCUUCGUUUAAGUGAGAUUACUGGUGUACUGGAUGUUUAAUUCAGCACCGGCAUUGCAUGACAGCUGUUGGAAAAACAAGUGGUUUAUUGUUAAAACCACAUCUUUUAAAAUUUAGGUUCAAAUAGUUGUAGUAAAAAUUGUAAUAGCAAUUUAAAAGAGAGCCAGCAGAAACCGAAGCAAACAUGUCCGGAGAAGUGCGUUUGAGGCAGUUGGAGCAGUUUAUUUUGGAUGGGCCGGCUCAGACCCAUGGGCAGUGCUUCAGUGUGGAGACCUUACUGGAUAUACUCAUCUGCCUUUAUGAUGAGUGCAAUAAUUCUCCAUUAAGAAGAGAGAAGAACAUUCUUGAAUACCUAGAAUGGGCUAAACCAUUUACUUCUAAAGUGAAACAAAUGCGAUUGCAUAGAGAAGACUUUGAAAUAUUAAAGGUGAUUGGUCGAGGAGCUUUUGGGGAGGUUGCUGUAGUAAAACUAAAAAAUGCAGAUAAGGUAUUUGCCAUGAAAAUUUUGAAUAAGUGGGAAAUGCUGAAAAGAGCUGAGACAGCAUGUUUUCGUGAAGAAAGGGAUGUAUUAGUAAAUGGAGAUAGUAAGUGGAUUACAACUUUGCACUAUGCUUUCCAGGAUGACAAUAACUUAUACCUGGUUAUGGAUUAUUAUGUUGGUGGGGAUUUACUUACUCUGCUCAGCAAAUUUGAAGAUAGAUUGCCGGAAGAUAUGGCUCGAUUUUACUUGGCUGAGAUGGUGAUAGCAAUUGACUCAGUUCAUCAACUACAUUACGUACACAGAGACAUUAAACCUGACAAUAUAUUGAUGGAUAUGAAUGGACAUAUUCGGUUAGCAGAUUUUGGAUCUUGUCUGAAGCUGAUGGAAGAUGGAACGGUCCAGUCCUCAGUGGCAGUUGGAACGCCAGAUUAUAUUUCUCCUGAAAUCCUUCAAGCCAUGGAAGAUGGAAAAGGCAGAUAUGGACCUGAGUGUGACUGGUGGUCUUUGGGGGUCUGUAUGUAUGAAAUGCUUUAUGGAGAAACACCAUUCUAUGCAGAAUCUCUGGUGGAGACAUAUGGAAAAAUCAUGAACCACAAAGAGAGGUUUCAAUUUCCAGCCCAAGUGACCGAUGUCUCUGAAAAUGCUAAGGAUCUUAUUCGAAGACUCAUUUGCAGCAGAGAACAUCGACUUGGUCAAAAUGGAAUAGAAGACUUCAAGAAACACCCAUUUUUUAGUGGCAUUGAUUGGGAUAAUAUUAGAAACUGUGAAGCACCUUAUAUUCCAGAAGUUAGUAGCCCAACAGAUACAUCAAAUUUUGAUGUGGAUGAUGAUUGUUUAAAAAAUUCUGAAACAAUGCCCCCACCAACACAUACUGCAUUUUCUGGCCAUCAUCUGCCAUUUGUUGGUUUUACAUAUACUAGUAGCUGUGUUCUUUCUGAUCGAAGCUGUUUAAGAGUUACAGCUGGUCCCACCUCAAUAGAUCUUGAUGUUAAUGUUCAGAGAACUCUAGAUAACAACUUAGCAACUGAAGCUUACGAAAGAAGAAUUAAGCGCCUUGAACAAGAAAAACUUGAACUUAGUAGAAAGCUUCAAGAAUCAACACAGACUGUCCAAGCUCUACAGCAUUCAACUGUUGAUGGUCCACUAACAGCAAGCAAAGAUUUAGAAAUAAAAAACUUAAAAGAAGAAAUUGAAAAACUAAGGAAGCAAGUAGCAGAAUCAAGUCAUUUGGAACAGCAACUUGAAGAAGCCACUUCUGUGAGACGAGAAUUAGAGGAUGCUUUUAGACAAGUCAAGGCUUAUGAAAAACAAAUCAAAACUUUACAACAAGAAAGGGAAGAACUAAAUAAGGAACUAGUCCAGGCUAGUGAGCGAUUAAAAAACCAAUCCAAAGAGCUGAAAGACGCACACUGUCAGAGGAAACUGGCCAUGCAGGAAUUCAUGGAGAUCAAUGAGCGACUAACAGAAUUGCACACCCAAAAACAGAAACUUGCUCGCCAUGUCCGAGAUAAGGAAGAAGAGGUGGACCUGGUGAUGCAAAAAGUUGAAAGCUUAAGGCAAGAACUGCGCAGAACAGAAAGAGCCAAAAAAGAGUUGGAAGUUCAUACUGAAGCUCUAGUCGCUGAAGCAUCUAAAGACAGGAAACUGCGUGAGCAGAGCGAGUAUUAUUCUAAGCAACUGGAAAAUGAAUUGGAAGGACUGAAGCAAAAACAAAUUAGUUAUUCACCAGGAGUAUGCAGCAUAGAACACCAGCAAGAGAUAACCAAACUGAAGACUGAUUUGGAAAAGAAAAGUAUCUUUUAUGAAGAAGAAUUAUCUAAAAGAGAGGGAAUACAUGCAAGUGAGAUUAAAAAUCUGAAGAAAGAACUACAUGAUUCAGAAGGCCAGCACCUGGCUCUCAACAAAGAAAUUAUGGUUUUAAAAGAUAAAUUGGAAAAAACCAGGAGAGAAAGUCAAAGUGAAAGAGAAGAAUUUGAAAAUGAGUUCAAACAGCAAUAUGAGCGAGAAAAAGUGUUAUUAACUGAAGAAAAUAAAAAAUUGACAAGUGAACUUGAUAAGCUUACCACUUUGUAUGAAAACUUAAGUAUGCACAACCAGCAGUUAGAAGAAGAGGUAAAGGAUAUAGCUGAUAAGAAAGAAUCUGUUGCACAUUGGGAAGCCCAAAUCACAGAAAUAAUUCAGUGGGUCAGUGAUGAAAAGGAUGCACGAGGGUAUCUUCAGGCCUUAGCUUCUAAAAUGACUGAAGAAUUGGAAGCAUUGAGAAAUUCCAGCUUGGGUACACGAGCAACAGAUAUGCCAUGGAAAAUGCGUCGCUUUGCAAAACUGGACAUGUCAGCUAGACUAGAGUUGCAGUCGGCUCUGGAUGCAGAAAUAAGAGCCAAACAGGCCAUCCAAGAAGAGCUGAAUAAAGUUAAAGCAUCUAAUAUCAUAACGGAAUGUAAACUAAAAGAUUCUGAGAAGAAGAAUUUGGAACUACUAGCAGAAAUUGAACAAUUGCUAAAGGACACUGAAGAGCUAAGAUCUGAAAAGGGUAUAGAGCACCAAGACUCACAGCAUUCUUUCUUGGCAUUUUUGAAUACGCCUACCGAUGCUCUGGAUCAAUUUGAAGAUUCCUUUUCUUCUUCCUCAUCCUCACUGAUUGAUUUUUUGGAUGACCGCUCUCCAUCCUGUACUCCAGCUAGCAAAGGCAGACGUACUGAUCCUGUUGGGAACACUUAUGUUUGGAACACGAGCAUCAAGUUUUACAGCCAGUCAAGGUCCACAUCUCCUUCCACUUCUAGUGAAGCUGAGCCAGUUAAGAUUGCAGACUGUGCUCCACUUCCCGUUCACACACCGACCUUAAGGAAAAAGGGAUGCCCUGGCUCAUCUGGCCUUGCACCUAAGCGCAAGACUCAUCAGUUUUUUGUAAAAUCUUUCACUUCACCCACCAAAUGUCAUCAGUGUACCUCUUUGAUGGUGGGUUUGAUAAGACAAGGCUGUUCAUGUGAAGUGUGUGGAUUCUCAUGCCAUAUAACCUGUGUAAACAAAGCUCCAACUGCAUGUCCAGUUCCUUCUGAGCAGACAAAAGGUCCCCUGGGUAUAGACCCACAGAAAGGAAUAGGAACGGCGUAUGAAGGUCAUGUUAGAAUCCCUAAGCCAGCUGGAGUAAAGAAAGGAUGGCAGAGGGCCCUGGCUGUGGUUUGUGACUUCAAACUCUUUCUAUAUGAUAUUGCUGAAGGAAAAGCAUCUCAGCCCAGCGUUGUCAUUAGUCAAGUUAUUGACAUGAGAGAUGAAGAAUUUUCUGUGAGUUCUGUCUUGGCUUCUGAUGUUAUUCAUGCAAGUCGUAAAGAUAUACCUUGUAUAUUUAGAGUCACAGCUUCACAACUCUCAGUACCUAAUAAUAAAUGUUCAAUCCUGAUGCUGGCUGACAGUGAGAAGGAGAAGAGUAAGUGGGUAGGAGUGCUCGGUGAAUUGCACAAGAUCUUGAAGAAAAACAAAUUCAGAGACCGCUCAGUCUAUGUUCCCAAAGAAGCUUAUGACAGCGCUCUGCCCCUUAUUAAAACAACCCAGGCUGCUGCAAUCAUAGAUCAUGAAAGGAUCGCUUUGGGAAAUGAAGAGGGAUUAUUUGUUGUGCAUGUCACCAAAGAUGAAAUUAUUAGAGUUGGUGACAAUAAGAAGAUUCAUCAAAUUGAACUCGUUCCAAGUGAUCAGCUUGUUGCAGUGAUCUCAGGACGAAAUCGUCAUGUACGACUUUUUCCUAUGUCAGCUUUGGAUGGACGAGAGACAGAUUUUUACAAGUUGGCAGAAACUAAAGGGUGUCAAACUGUAACUUCUGGAAAAGUACGCCAUGGAGCUCUAACAUGCCUGUGUGUGGCAAUGAAAAGGCAGGUCCUCUGUUAUGAACUAUUUCAGAGCAAGAACCGUCACAGAAAAUUUAAGGAAAUUCAAGUCCCAUAUAAUGUCCAGUGGAUGGCAAUCUUCAGUGAACAACUCUGUGUGGGAUUCCAGUCAGGAUUUCUAAGAUACCCCUUGAAUGGAGAAGGAAGUCCAUGCAGUAUGCUCCAUUCAAAUGAUCACACACUGUCAUUUAUCACACAUCAACCAAUGGAUGCUAUCUGCGCAGUUGAGAUCUCCAGUAAAGAAUAUCUGCUGUGUUUUAACAGCAUUGGGAUAUACACUGACUGCCAGGGCCGAAGAUCUAGACAACAGGAAUUGAUGUGGCCAGCAAAUCCUUCCUCUUGUUGUUACAAUGCACCUUAUCUCUCAGUGUACAGUGAAAAUGCAGUUGAUAUCUUUGACGUGAACUCCAUGGAAUGGAUUCAGACUCUUCCUCUCAAAAAGGUUCGACCUUUAAACAGUGAUGGCUCAUUAAACCUAUUAGGGUUGGAGACCAUUAGAUUAAUAUAUUUCAAAAAUAAGAUGGCAGAAGGGGACGAACUGGUAGUUCCUGAAACAUCAGAUAAUAGUCGGAAACAAAUGGUUAGAAAUAUCAACAACAAGCGACGUUAUUCCUUCAGAGUCCCAGAGGAAGAAAGGAUGCAACAGAGGAGGGAGAUGCUACGAGAUCCAGAAAUGAGAAAUAAAUUAAUCUCUAACCCAACUAAUUUUAACCACAUAGCACACAUGGGUCCUGGAGAUGGAAUACAGAUCUUGAAAGACCUGCCCAUGCCAGGUUUUCCUUAUCCAUCCCCUCAUCAUCACUCCGGUUUGAUCUCCUCUCCGAUCAACUUUGAGCACAUCUAUCACAUGACUGUUAAUUCUGCUGAAAAAUUUCUCUCUCCUGAUUCCAUAAACCCUGAAUAUUCCCCAUCUCUACACUCUGUCCCUGGUACUCCAAGCUUUAUGACUCUGAGGAACCCUCGUCCUCAGGAAAGCCGGACAGUAUUCAGUGGCUCGGUCAGUAUUCCAUCCAUCACCAAGUCCCGCCCGGAGCCAGGCCGCUCCAUGAGUGCCAGCAGCGGCCUGUCAGCAAGGUCAUCCGCACAGAACGGCAGUGCGUUAAAGAGGGAGCUCUCUGGAGGAAGCUACAGUGCGAAGCGGCAGCCUAUGCCUUCCCCGUCAGAGGGCUCCCUGUCCUCCGGAGGCAUGGACCAAGGAAGUGAUGCCCCUGCCAGGGACUAUGACGGAGAGGACUCCGAUUCUCCAAGGCAUUCCACAGCAUCCAACAGCUCCAACCUGAGCAGCCCCCCAAGCCCAGUUUCACCCCGAAAGACCAAGAGCCUCUCUCUGGAGAGCACUGACCACGGUAGCUGGGACCCGUGAACCCAGGGCACUAAUGCCCAAGCCCCUCCACUGCCUCUCCCCGACUUCCAUCUCCUCCUCCACCUCGGCCGGCCAGAACCCAGCAGCAGCGGCAGGAUAGGGAGCGCGUUGCCUGGCAGCCGCGUGGCCCUGGCUGGCAGCAGUCGCACAGGCCACUUCCCCUGCUGGCUGAGGUCCACGGCGGUUCAUUCCUGCGUAGAGUUGCUUUCAGUAACAUUUACACCCCCGCCCCAAAAGUAGCUUCGGUAGUCAGACUACACGAGUAUAAUUGUACGAGUGAGACUAGACAGGUUUGUUUCACAGUAGCCCCUCACUGUACCCUCAGUGUAAGCAGGGACUCAACUGCAGAGGCCACCGUGCGCUGCUGCUGAUGUUGCUGGAAAUCCCCACUAAUCCUCACAAAUUAAAACAAUGCAUAUUUUACUACAGUACAGAGUUUAAAUAAAUACCUAAAUGUAGAAGUUAAAUACUGAAUGUAUAUAGUCAAAAGAAGCAUCUUGUAAUCAAUGAGAUGGAUGCAUAUAUGAGAGAGAGCGUUUAAUUUAAGAGAUGUGUUGUUUCUUGUCUGUUUCCCAGCUAAGUCACGUACAGGGUAGAAAGGCUUCAUGCUGACAUUGGUAGAGGGAGAGGGGGAAAGCAAGGUCCCUGUGAUGUCUGUCCUGCACCGGUGUCCGGUCUUGAUCAUCUGGGGCCCUUGGGGUGCAUCCAAGACACUGGCUUCAUUGAUCACAGCCUGGGCCACCAGCGUGGGAACAUUUGAAACCACCUAAGUGGCAGCUUCAAAGGCACACACACCUCUACCCGUUUCUUUUUCUAGUGAUAGAAUUCAAACUACACUUUUAUUGUAUUUUGGUAUCUUCUACAGCGAGUGUUGUGGCUUCUAAAAGUUCAUUGAAAAGGUUCAUUAAAGUGCUUUUUCUCCUAGGUUACAGCGAAGUGUCUGUCCCUGGGCUGGCGAUGGCUACUGGAGGAGAGCCUGUUUCCUUGAGGGUGGGUGUGGAAUUCCUCAGAUAGGCCUAGGGGAAGAGGCUUUAGUACCAAAUGAUAAGAAACUCAGAAGCAAGGACUUAAACAGCCUUAACCAAAUAUUCUUCCCCACAGCAGUGGGAAGUGGAUGGGAAGAUCCCCAGGCACAGGCGGGAAGGGACCCAGCAUGGCCAGUUUGACAGAUUGCCCUCUGGUUGCAGUAUUGCCUUGUUAGAUGUUUUUCCAUUUGGAUUCCUCCUGUUGUUUGCCAUCAGGAAGUGAGGUGCAGAACCAAAAGAACUUACUGCUACAGUCGUUUCACCAUUUAAGCACACGAGCAGAGAAAGAGAUAAAAAUACCUGAUGGAAGAGAAUCUGCCUCUUUUCACCCAAGUUUUGGGAGGAAAUAGGAGCAGACCUUUCUCCUCUUCUUAAAAAUCUGGCUUAAAUGAAGAAGAUCCUCCUGCAGUUGCUAACUGGUUUGCGGUGUCUGAGCCCUGCCUCAUCAUCGCCAGUCUCGCGCUUCUCGUCCUUUGCCUGAAAGUUCGUGGCAGGGCUUGGGCACCCCAAGUGCGUGCUACUUAUAGAGAAGGUCCCUGAGGUUCAGCAGUGGAGGGAGAGGGUCCUUUCGGGGUAUUAUACGCCCAGCACUUCUAGCCAUGAGCUUUAGCCACUUUGACACAACAUUCUGGAUUCGUUGCUGGCUCAGGUUUUAUAUUUUAUUCUGAAUGGUCAUAGUUCACAGUGUAGCUCUAAUCUACCAAAUCUUUUUGGUUUUGGAAAAGAAGUGUCAUACAAAAUACUUUU
Molecule: messenger RNA, 7555 nt
Organism: Fukomys damarensis (Damara mole-rat)
Lineage: Eukaryota; Metazoa; Chordata; Mammalia; Rodentia; Bathyergidae
Gene: Cdc42bpa
Product: CDC42 binding protein kinase alpha
Exons: 40
Coding region: 246-5783 (1845 amino acids)
Biological process (GO): actomyosin structure organization; peptidyl-threonine phosphorylation
Cellular component (GO): cytoskeleton; actomyosin; cytoplasm
Molecular function (GO): protein serine/threonine kinase activity; ATP binding
Source: RefSeq, a predicted model, not a curated record